AUGGCAGAAGAUAGUAAAAAAAAGUAUACAAAAUAUGAUAUUCUAAAUGAAGUGGUUAUUAUACGACGAGGUAUAUUAAUAGCUCAGGAAGAUCUUCAGAAAUAUGAAAUUGGUGUUGCAUCAGCAAAUAAAGCUUUUCAAUCGACAUCAAAAUCAAGAGGAGUUCCCUCAAAUUUUGCACAUAAGAGAACACGCAAUCCAGAUGAAGGCCCUAUUAUUAUUGUUUACACAUUUUUUGAUUCAAAAUCAACACUCGAUAUUACAUCGAUAUCGAUAUAUCCAGACGAAGAAGAAGUACUCAUGCUACCAAGUACUUAUUUCACAGUGCAUCGUAUCCUUAGAAAUAAAACAGAAUACGAAGCUCAUCUUCUACAAUUAUCGAUCGAUGAUUAA
Messenger RNA from Rotaria socialis, 393 nucleotides. NCBI's taxonomy places the organism in Eukaryota, Metazoa, Rotifera, Eurotatoria, Philodinida, Philodinidae. The record is from the annotation of a GenBank genome assembly.